Messenger RNA from Drosophila takahashii, 5469 nucleotides. RefSeq names its product Rho kinase (gene Rok). Gene Ontology annotation, molecular function: Rho-dependent protein serine/threonine kinase activity; ATP binding; small GTPase binding. Gene Ontology annotation, cellular component: cytoskeleton; cytoplasm. Lineage: Eukaryota; Metazoa; Arthropoda; Insecta; Diptera; Drosophilidae. Gene Ontology annotation, biological process: actomyosin structure organization; mitotic cytokinesis; Rho protein signal transduction. The record is from RefSeq and is a predicted model, not a curated record.
AGAGCAGCAGAGCAGCGGAGCAGCAGAGCAUUUGCAUGCCAGCUGGACUAGAACCCGUGACCAGCCGGCGCAGCAUGGAUGUGGAACGAAGGCGCCGGGCGAAUACGCUCGAGCGCGAGAUGCGCGAUCCGACCAGCAUCUGCAAUGUGGACUGCCUGCUGGACACGGUGUCGGCCUUGGUCAGCGAUUGCGACCACGACUCCCUGAGGCGGCUUAAGAACAUCGAGCAGUAUGCGGCCAAAUAUAAACCACUGGCCCUGCAGAUCAACCAGCUGCGCAUGAACGUCGAGGAUUUCGACUUCAUCAAGCUCAUCGGCGCCGGCGCCUUCGGAGAGGUGCAGCUGGUGCGGCACAAGUCCUCCAGCCAGGUGUACGCGAUGAAGCGGCUGUCCAAAUUCGAGAUGAUGAAGCGCCCGGACUCCGCCUUCUUCUGGGAGGAGCGACACAUCAUGGCGCACGCCAACUCCGAGUGGAUCGUCCAGCUUCACUUUGCCUUUCAGGAUGCCAAAUACUUGUACAUGGUGAUGGACUUCAUGCCCGGCGGCGACAUAGUGUCGCUGAUGGGCGACUACGACAUACCGGAGAAGUGGGCCAUCUUCUACACGAUGGAGGUGGUGCUGGCCCUGGACACCAUUCACAACAUGGGCUUCGUGCACCGCGACGUCAAGCCGGACAACAUGCUGCUCGACAGCUAUGGCCACCUGAAGCUGGCCGACUUCGGGACGUGCAUGCGAAUGGGCGCCAACGGGCAGGUGGUGUCCAGCAAUGCGGUGGGCACGCCGGACUACAUCAGCCCCGAGGUGCUGCAGUCGCAGGGCGUGGACAACGAGUACGGGCGCGAGUGCGACUGGUGGUCGGUGGGCAUCUUCCUCUACGAGAUGCUCUUCGGCGAGACGCCCUUCUAUGCGGACUCCCUGGUCGGCACCUACGGCAAGAUCAUGGACCACAAGAACUCGCUCAGCUUCCCGCCCGAGGUGGAGAUUAGCGAGCAGGCCAAGGCCCUGAUACGCGCCUUCCUCACGGACCGAACGCAGCGCCUGGGACGCUACGGCAUCGAGGACAUCAAGGCGCAUCCGUUCUUCCGCAACGACACCUGGUCGUUCGACAAUAUACGCGAGAGCGUGCCGCCCGUGGUGCCGGAGCUCUCGUCCGACGACGAUACGCGCAACUUCGAGGACAUCGAGCGGGACGAGAAGCCGGAGGAGGUGUUUCCCGUGCCCAAGGGCUUCGAUGGCAACCACCUGCCCUUCAUCGGCUUCACCUACACGGGCGACUACCAGCUGCUGUCCAGCGACACCGUGGACGCCGAGUCCAAGGAGGCCAGUGCGGCGGUGAACAGCAGCGGGGCGGCCAGUAACAAUCACGGUCACGGUCACGGGCACAAUCACCGCCACCGGCCGUCGAACUCCAACGAGCUGAAGCGCCUGGAGGCCCUGCUGGAGCGGGAGCGCGGCCGCUCGGAGGCCCUGGAGCAGCAGGACGCCGGUCUGCGGCAGCAGAUCGAGCUGAUAACGAAGCGCGAGGCGGAGCUGCAGCGCAUCGCCUCCGAGUACGAGAAGGAUCUGGCCUUGCGGCAGCACAACUACAAGGUGGCCAUGCAGAAGGUCGAGCAGGAGAUCGAGCUGCGCAAGAAGACCGAGGCGCUGCUCGUCGAGACGCAGCGCAAUCUGGAGAACGAGCAGAAGACGCGGGCACGCGACCUGAACAUCAACGACAAGGUCGUCUCGCUGGAGAAGCAGCUACUCGAGAUGGAGCAGAGCUACAAGACGGAGACGGAGCAGACGCAGAGGCUGAAGAAGCACAACACCGAGCUGGACUUUACGGUCAAGUCGCAGGAGGAGAAGGUGCGCGACAUGGUCGACAUGAUCGACACGCUGCAGAAGCACAAGGAGGAGCUGGGCCAGGAGAACGCCGAGCUGCAGUCGCUGGUGGUGCAGGAGAAGAAUCUGCGCUCGCAGCUCAAGGAGCUGCACAAGGAGGCCGAGAACAAGAUGCAGACGCUGAUCAACGACAUCGAGCGGACGCUGGGACGCGAGCAGAAGGCCCAGGAGGACAAUCGGGCGCUGCUCGAGAAGAUCAGCGAUUUGGAGAAGGCCCAUGCCGGCCUCGACUUCGAGCUGAAGGCCGCGCAGGGCCGCUACCAGCAGGAGGUGAAGGCCCACCAGGAGACGGAGAAGUCGCGACUGGUGUCGCGCGAGGAGGCCAAUCUGCAGGAGGUCAAGGCGCUGCAGUCGAAGCUCAACGAGGAGAAGUCCGCCCGCAUCAAGGCCGAUCAGCAUUCGCAGGAGAAGGAGCGCCAACUGAGCAUGCUCUCAGUGGACUAUCGCCAGAUCCAGCUGCGCCUGCAGAAGCUCGAGGGCGAGUGCCGCCAGGAGUCGGAGAAGGUGGCCGCCCUGCAGUCGCAGCUCGACCAGGAGCACAGCAAGCGCAACGCCCUGCUCUCGGAGCUCAGCCUGCACAGCUCGGAGGUGGCCCACCUGCGAUCCCGCGAGAACCAGCUGCAAAAGGAGCUGGGCGUGCAGCGCGAGGCGAAGCGGCGGUUCGAGGAGGACCUCGGCCAGCUGAAGGGCACCCAUCACGAGGCGCUGGCCAAUAACCGGGAGCUGCAGGCCCAACUCGAGGCCGAGCAGUGCUUCUCGCGGCUCUACAAGACGCAGGCGAACGAGAACCGCGAGGAGAGCGCCGAGCGGCUGGCCAAGAUCGAGGACCUCGAGGAGGAGCGCGUCUCGCUCAAGCACCAGGUCCAGGUGGCCGUCGCCCGCGCCGAUUCCGAGGCUCUGGCCCGCUCCAUUGCCGAGGAGACGGUGGCCGAUCUGGAGAAGGAGAAGACCAUCAAGGAGCUCGAGCUGAAGGACUUUGUGAUGAAGCACCGCAACGAGAUCAACGCCAAGGAGGCCGCUUUGGCCACGCUCAAGGAGGCCGAGAUCGAGCUGCACAAGAAGCUGGGCCAGAAGGGCGUCGAGUGCGAGGAUCUGCUGCAGCAGCACAAGAAGCAGCAGGAGGAGCUGGCGCUGAUGAGGAGCAGCAAGGACGAGGAGAUAGCCAAGCUGCUGGACAAGUGCAAGCAGGAGGUUCUGCUCAAGCAGGUGGCGGUGAAUAAGCUGGCCGAGGUGAUGAACCGUCGCGACUCCGACCUGCCCAAGCAAAAGAGCAAGGCCCGCUCCACCGCCGAGCUGCGCAAGAAGGAGAAGGAGAUGCGCCGGCUGCAGCAGGAGCUAUCGCAGGAGCGCGACAAGUUCAACCAGCUGCUGCUCAAGCACCAGGACCUCCAGCAGCUGUGCGCCGAGGAGCAGCAGGUCAAGCAGAAGAUGGUCAUGGAGAUCGACUGCAAGGCCACCGAGAUCGAGCACCUGCAGAGCAAGCUCAACGAGACGGCGUCGCUCUCCUCGGCGGACAACGAUCCCGAGGAUAGCCAGCACUCCUCUCUGCUCUCCCUCACACAGGACUCGGUCUUCGAGGGCUGGCUGAGUGUGCCGAACAAGCAGAACCGGCGACGUGGUCACGGCUGGAAGCGGCAGUAUGUCAUCGUCUCGUCGCGCAAGAUCAUCUUCUACAACUCGGACAUUGACAAGCACAACACCACCGAUGCUGUGCUCAUCCUGGAUCUGAGCAAGGUGUACCACGUUCGCAGCGUCACUCAGGGCGAUGUUAUACGCGCCGAUGCCAAAGAGAUUCCGCGCAUCUUCCAGCUGCUGUACGCCGGCGAGGGUGCCUCCCAUCGUCCCGACGAGCAGAGCCAGCUGGAUGUGAGCGUUCUGCAUGGGAAUAGCAAUGAGGAGCGCCCGGGCACUAUUGUCCACAAAGGUCACGAGUUCGUCCACAUAACCUACCACAUGCCCACGGCCUGCGAGGUGUGCCCGAAGCCUUUGUGGCACAUGUUCAAGCCGCCGGCGGCUUACGAAUGCAAGAGAUGCCGCAACAAGAUUCACAAGGAGCAUGUGGACAAGCACGACCCGCUGGCGCCCUGCAAGCUGAACCACGAUCCCCGGAGCGCAAGGGACAUGCUGCUGCUGGCCGCCACGUCCGAGGAGCAGUCGCUGUGGGUGGCGCGGCUGCUGAAGCGUAUCCAAAAGAGUGGAUACAAGGCCAACUCGUCGAACAACAACAGCAGCACCACCGAUGGCAGCAAGAUAUCGCCCAGCCAAUCGACGCGCUCCUCCUACAAGCCGUAUGCGGUUAAUGUGCAACGCUCCGCGACGCUGCCAGCCAAUUCAUCGCUGAAAUGAACGCCCAACGAUCCCAGAUCCCAGAUGGCAAACUGCAGCUGGAGCCGGGAGCCAGCCUCCUUCAGCCCCAACGAAACUAAAUGCUAUGCAAAACUGAUACACCGAUAUAUAGAGAGGAAAAUAGCAAGAGAGAAAGAGCAGCUGCAACUUGAAGGGCAACUGCAACUACUAUCUUAAAUAUACGCUCUAAACAUACAUGCUACAUGCGCUAGUAAUCUACAAAUAUUUUUUGAGUAAUUUACAAGCUAAAACUAAACUACAACUAAACUGAAACUAAAACUAAAACGAAAACUUAAAACAAAAAUACUAAAUACUAAAAAACUGUAUCUUAAAGAACAUGUAAAGCCAAUGCAACUCGUUUAACGCUUACCUAACAUCAAACUGGAUGGUGAGAAGGUCUACAUAGAACAUAAAACAUAGAACACAAAAGUGGCAACGUCAGGCGGCUCAGAAGCGAUGCACUUUGUUGUACUUUAUAUUCUAUAUAGUAUAUACAUAUAAAUAUAAAUACGAUAUGGUAUUGUACGACUUGCUAUUGUAUUCUGUCAUCGCAUUCAGCACAACGAUGAGAGCUGUAUUUAGUUAAGUGAAUCCAUAUCCAUGUCGCUGCAAAAGGUGAUCCUUCACCUUUUCCCAUAUAUCAAGGCCUUGUAAGAACGUUUUUUUUUUCACAUAUAUAUACCUAUAUACAUACUGUUGUUGUUGUGUAGCGAAUCAGAUUGGCCAAACGUUGUUCUUAGUUGUAAAGAAACAGAGCUAUACAAUAUAUAUUUGUAGAGAUAUAUACUAGUAUAUAUACUCCUCCAAGAGCAUAUCCUGUAAGCCAAUUGCCAGCUAACAACAAACGAAAAGAAUCGAGCAACCAACAAAAACCAGAACUAAGUUAAAGCCACUUUACAAAGCUUUAACUUGUAUUCCAUUUAAUGAGCACUCUUUUUUACAUAAAUAGUAUAGAUUUACGUGUACAAGAUGGAACGAAUUGCGCGAUGAUAUCGAUAGAAGCGAAUAUCAAUCAGUUACUUAAAUAGCAAACGCGAAAGCAACUAAAAAUACUGUCCUGUUUCGGUUUGCAGUUCCGAUUCCGAUUCCUAGUUGCCUUGGAGGCAAAACGAAAGUUAAUUCUACAGUUUGUAUUUUUUAUUCUUAACGAACGGGGAACCGGAAACGGAAACGUAAACGAAACGGAAUAGAGUGUCUCUAGCCAUGGACAGAGCGAAACAUGAAUCGAAACUAAAACUAAAAC